This is a messenger RNA of Gigantopelta aegis, 900 nucleotides long. Its product is annotated as DNA replication complex GINS protein PSF1-like. Gene Ontology annotation, cellular component: GINS complex. The record is from RefSeq and is a predicted model, not a curated record. NCBI's taxonomy places the organism in Eukaryota, Metazoa, Mollusca, Gastropoda, Neomphalida, Peltospiridae. Gene Ontology annotation, biological process: DNA replication; DNA strand elongation involved in mitotic DNA replication. Bases 49 to 639 code for a protein of 196 amino acids. The transcript has a single exon.
GCAGUCUAGAUUGGUCGCACGAUAUAUUACGCGCCAAAUUUGUAAACAAUGUUGACAGAAAAAGCAUUAGAACUAAUUCGAGAAUUAAAGAGGAAUACUGAUGGGUCGUUACCACCAUAUAAAGAGGACAUUGUUCGUCAGGUCCUAGAAGAAAUGAGAGCUCUAUUUGAGCAUAACCGAAGGGACGUCAGCGCUACAGUGGCUGGCGAAACGGGUCUGUUUUCCGGGGUGCAGUUGAGACAUUCAGCUUUGGAAAGAAAUAAAAGAUGUUUGCUAGCAUACUUAUACAACCGUCUUUUCCAAAUCAAGAAGAUGCGGUGGGAAUUUGGAAGUGUUCUUCCCGCAGACAUUAAAUACAACUUGUGUGAGCAAGAAGUGCAGUGGUUUAAUCGAUACAAUAAAAUGUUGGCGAACUAUAUGCGCUCGAUAGGCGACUCUGACGGCCUUGACCUGACCCAAGACAUGAACCCGCCGAAAACUCUCUACGUGGAAGUGAGGUGUUUGGUAGACCACAGUGAGUUUGAAACUCAAGAUGGAACUGUCAUCGUAUUAAAGAAAAACAGUCAACAUUUUCUUCUCAGAUCAGAAUGUGAACAUUUAAUUCGACAUGGAAUAUUGGAACACAUCGUUCAUUCGUAAACUUAAACCGUCUUGCUCAUGGCAGCAAUUUAGCCAAUGUAAAUGUUUAAUACAGACUAAGCUAUUUUCCAAGAAAAUACUUCAUAGUUUUACACAAAUUGGCUAAAGAAAAUCGUUUUAACAUAAUGAUUGUUCAUCACAAUAUGUGAAGGAUUAAAGACAAUGUAAUUUGUAUUAAUUUAAUUAGAAAUUGGAAAAACUAAUGUAUUAAUUAAUGAACUAAAAUAUUGCUGUUAUUAUUUAAUAAAAUUUUCAUUAAUU